GACUCACAUUUAUAUAUCAUCUGAGAGAAAAAAAGUAUAACUGUUGUAGAGAACAUAUGUUCUUUAAUUAUCUUAAUAAUUAUCCGCACGUGCUGAUUAGCGGGAGAUCUUAACUUGAUGAGGGAUUAGCUUGCUUCAGUUCCCUUCCCCGAACAUCGCUAACCAAUAUCACCAGACAACCCAACAGAUACUGACAGUUUGAAAACUAACAACUGUGGAAUCUUUAGUGCAGUGAAAUUCAUAAACCACGUGAUUUUAUAUUCCGUUUCUAAAGAUAUUUACAUUUCUUAUCAAAAUAUUCUAUUUUCAUGUUGAAGAUUUGUUAUCUAGUAGAGUAUGAGUGAUGAGGCUGGGGUAAUCCUAGACAGUCGUCAUCACUUUCGGCCGAGCGCUCGGCUCAACACGGAAAAUGCAUUGGGAGACAACAACACAACAUUAGGAAUGUAGUCGUGUGACUUUUAACUUUUCUAUUCAACCAGCGGACCAAUUUUUUAUAUAUUAUGUAUCGUAGCCGAUUAAACUUUCCAAGGGAUACUUUAAAGAAAACUCCUUCAUUCGAUAGAGGAUACGGAAGUCUAAGUAGCAGUCGCAGUCACGGAUCGCUUUACGAUAACGUAGGAACGAGUUAUGCUUCAAAAUACGGCGGAACAGGAAAAACUAAUAGUUAUCUAACACCCUCAUACGGAUCCCCUCCUAAAUCAUAUACACCAAGUUCCAGAGAUAAAUCAUACAGUCAAGGUCAAAGAGACAAAGCCUAUACUCCAACUAACAGAUACUCAGGAUAUAGCGUCGGAAGCAUUGGUGUGAGGGACCGAAUUCAAAAAUUUGCCGGAGGCGAAAGCCGAGGGAACAAAGAAAUGUAUACACCUUUACAUAGUGUAAGAGGAACAUCCCAAUCAAGAGACGGCCCAGGUUGGGACAAAUAUUCAACAAGAACUACGAGUUCAGACCCUUAUGCUAAUCGAUCCGGUUAUUUAUCAGACUACGGUGGAAGCAAUCGUUCUUUAGCAUCUUACGACAGAGGAUCUUCCCGUUCAGGUCGCAGCUACGGAGGGCCUCCAAGUAGGGAGAGUUCUCCGAUAAGCAGUAGAUCAUCACGUUACGGAGACUACACCAGUGCAUCACCAUAUUCUACAUACGAAAGCUCACCGUCAGUAUCGCGUCGAUACGACCGGCAACAAUCUGUCGAUUAUUCCCCAAGGCGGGAACCAGAUGAAUCUCAUAGAAGAAGAGAUUCUGUAAAUGAAUAUAUAAAGCCUCCUCCCUCGAAACGAAGGGAGAAAAUAACUUCGGACGAAACUGAUACUGACGAUAGCGCACCCGAGGCUGAAAAAGACGGCUCGAAAGGCCGAUUUAAGAUAUCCCGAGGUACCUCUCCUAUGCAUGAAGGCGAAACUCCUAGGAGAGAACAGAAAAAAAAUAAAAUAAGAGAUAGAAAAGCUAUUGCUAGAACAAAAAGAAUACGAAAUACAACAAGAGAAAUAAGACGAGAAAAUAUUUACAAAGAAUUCAAAGAAAUGGCCGAUGCAGCGGUACAAACAAACGACGUAGCACCAAGGAGACGAGGUCGACGCCAGGUCAGCGAAAGCGAUGAAAUCAGAGAUAAAGCAGCUCUUGCAGCCAUGGCUAUGGAGGAAGAAUCAGGUGGGGCAAAUGGUCCGAAUGAUUCUUUUUAUAAAACUCGUGAUAAAUUUAACGAUCCUUCCGUUCCUGCCUCUCCUAGUUAUACCUCAUCUGAACCAAAUACAAAACGAUUCUCUCACAGAGACAAAAAUGAAUCCUUGCAUGACGUUCCUGGAGAAAAGUCUUGGAGACAAUCUGUUUAUGGUGAUGAAGCAGAAGAAAAACGAGGUAGACCAAAUCCGCGCACAAGUACACCAAUGUCUGCAACAGAAAAACGAUCAAGCAGAAACUCACAGAUAUCUGAUCGCGAGUCGAGACCAGAUUACAAUAGAUCUUCAUCCAGAGAAAGCAUUUUGGAUGAUAACCAAAGUAGGCGCAGGCGCACGAACAGCAGAGAAAUAUUGGAUGUAGUUGGAGUUCAUGACGAACAACCUCCGCCAUUACCUCCAAGACGCUUACGAAGUAGGGAAAUGCUUGAUGCGCCCGAAUCUGAAGCACCUCUUACACCAGAAACAAUAUCAUUGAGAGACAGUAUUGCUAAAGUUCACGAGUGGAAACAACAGCUUCCAGAACCCGAUUCUUAUUAUGGUGACCGUCUAACAGCUAAACCAUUGAAAGGAAGACGGUUAGACGGAAAGGCUCCAAGCGACCAUUCUGAAGAGUACUUUUCUGCACACGAUUAUCCUCCGCCUCCGCCUCAGAAAACAAGCAGAGAUGUUUCACCGGAUAGAGGGCGUACCGGCCGUGAGCAGCGUCAAUCUGGAGGUUAUUACCGAACUGAUUCUCGUGCAGAUUCCGUGCGAUCAACAAGAGAGAAUUCACCAUCUUAUUCACGCGAUACGUCGCCAAAUAGAUUAAGGUCACGUCAAAGACGAAAUCUUAGUCGAGAACACUCAAUCGAUAAUGUUUUUGAUGAUGAUAAAGAUCCAAGACUUCCGAACAAAGAUUUCCGUAAAUCUGCGCUCAACAAAUCUGAAUCUAAUUAUUUCGAAAAAGGCGAUCCGGACGGUGUACGGUAUCGUCAUCAAGAUGGCGUACUAAUAAAGGGUAAUCGAAAAUCAGGAAGUUCUUCCGAUGCAUUUUCUAGAGACGAUUCUCCAAACAGAGCAAGGAGGAUGAGAAGGGAAGGGUCCAGAGAAGAUAUGAUUGACGACAGACGUCCGGGUCAUACCAGUGAUAGCUCAAAUUUCGGUUUUAAUAGAGAAGGUUCGCCGAACAGGAAUCAAGGCAGACGUGUUCGAAGCAGACAAAAUUCCCGAGAAGACAUGCUGGACGACAGGAAACACUCAAGGCCUAGUUCUAGAGAAGGUAUGAUAGAUGAUCGUAGGUCAAAUAUGUCAAGUAGAUCGAAUAGUCGCCAUAACUCUCGCGAAGACGUAUUAGAUGAUAGGGGCAAACGAUUUUCUGCUAGAGAUAGACCUCAUAGUCUUGCAGUAUCAAACGAAAGUCUCGCACACUUAAGUAAUGAAGGAUCCCUUCGUUCUAUAAAUUCAGUCGUAACCGAUGACGGCACUGUUAAAAAAUCACCAUCGUCUGCAUAUUCCAACGAAAAUCAGGCACUCCCGGACAUUGUGAAUGGCGGGAAACUGUCUCCCAGAAAAGACAAAAGUGGUUACAUAAACCAAAAGCAAGACAUAGAUCACGUGUUAGAUGAAGUUCAUGGAGCACCUUCCGAUUUAUCCCGUCGUAUCGGAAAUCGUGGACCAAGGCCAUCGUCUGCUGAUGGAUAUUAUAUGGAUAGUAAGAAUAUUGAUGAAGUUUUGAAUAGGAGGUCACAAAAUCUGAUGGAUACACCUGUACCUAAAAUCCCAACCCCCUUAAAGCCAUCUCCUAAAGUCCUAGAAGAGAAGUUGAUUGAUAUUGAUUCACCAAUCACCCCCAAGAAGGCUGCCAUCACUAAUGCUCCACCAAACAGGGGUCCAGAUGCCAGGAUGAGAAGAACAAUUUCCGAGACUGGACAGCAGAUGUGGGAUACGUUAAAGAAGAAUAAGGGAUCAGUUACAAUAACAGAUAUCUUACGACUGUGUGAGAAACCAACUUCAAAAGUCAUACGUGUACCAGGGGUAACAGAAGGUUUCAGCGAUGUCAACUUUAAAGGUUUCCCAAACGCCAAUGAGAUGUUGGAGAACAGUGGAGUCGAUGUUAAAAAGCUUGAAGACUGUGCAUUACAAAUUUACCGCUAUCACAAUGGAACUCAGGGAGAUUACGGAACUUAUUUAGAUCUUGAAACUAAUUUAGAUGAACAAGGAGAAGAGUUAGAAGGAUUUCAAGACCACAAAAAACAAAGUGAAGAAAGAAGGAAGAAUGCUUUGAUUUUAAGAACACAGCUGACAGUAAGAGUACAUGCAGUUAUAGAAAAACUUCUGAAUUCACAUGGAAGAGAACUUAGAAGAGCUUUAUUUUCACUCAAGCAGAUAUUUCAGGAUGAUAAAGAUUUGGUUCAUGAGUUUGUUAACAAUGAUGGAUUGGAUUGUCUUAUCAAAGUUGGAUCUGAGGCUGACCAGAAUUAUCAGAACUAUAUACUUCGUGCCUUGGGUCAAGUAAUGCUGUAUGUAGAUGGUAUGAAUGGAGUUAUCAACCAUAAUGAGACCAUCCAAUGGCUGUAUUCACUAUUAUCCUCAAAGUUUCGUUUGGUAGUGAAGACAUCACUGAAGUUAUUACUGGUAUUUGUUGAGUACACAGAGACGAACACGAUGUUACUUCUCCAAGCCAUUAAUUCUGUAGAUAAACGUAGAGGUUUGAGUCCUUGGACAAAUAUUAUGAGUAUUUUAGAUGAGAAAGAUGGAGGUGACACAGAACUCCUUAUAUACUCCAUGACAUUAGUAAACAAGGUUUUGAGUGCAAUCCCAGAUCAGGACACAUUUUAUGAUGUAACAGAUGCUUUAGAAGAGUUAGAAAUGGAGCGUGUUACACAACGACAUAUUAUGAGGAACGGAGCAGACUUAGAUUUGAUUGGUCAGUUUCAGUUAUACGAAUCAGCACUUAAACAUGAAGAUCAAGUAGAAGAGGAGGAGGAGGUACAGGGAGAACAUCUCAGACGUACUCCAAGGACUAAGAGUGAUGCAGAUGGUGUUAGGAAGAGCAGACGUUAUUCUACAGGAAUUCAACAAAAGAAAUUACAGGGAAAAAAUAGAAGUGUUCCUUCAUUGUUGACAUUACAAGAUGAGAAGAAACCAGCAGCAGAACGCUAUGCUGAACUGAGAAAUCAAUCCAUACAGAAUGCCUCAUUGCCACCAGAAAACAUCCAGGAUCAAAUGCCUGACCCUAACAGAAAAAGACGGACAAGGUUAGAUGAGAUGAUUCAAGAUGUUGAGCCGCCAGACAAAGUGGCAGAAAUGCCUAAAAAUAUCCAAGUUAAUGGUACAGCAGAACUUAGUCCUAAGUCACAAAACAAUAUGACUAGAACACGCAGAGAUCGCAGAGAAAGACAGCGCUCAUUUCUUAAAGAUCAGGAGCACGAAAAUAUUCGUCAGCGAGUUGUCAAUAGAAAUGGAGAUAGGUCAUCUGUUGCCAGCAAUUCAUCAACAGACACAUGUAGUAGUGAUAAUAAUAUGCCUCCUGCGGUGGAUAUACCGCGGGAGACUGCAACAACUAACUAUUCACCACCUCUGGGUGAAAAUGAGAGACUGGGUGACGAUGGAAGACAGAAGUCUCAUGGAUACUCAAUAAAACAACAAAAUGACAUUGAAAUGCGUAAUAAUAAAUAUAAUGAAUCUCAGAACACUUUGGAACAAAAUAAUAACGAACUUAGUCCUAAUAGUAGUAAUAGUCGAUGGUUACAGUACAUGCAAAAAACAAAAGAGGAAGAAGACAAAGCGAAGGAACGAGAAUUAACAGAAAAAUUACAAUCACAACAACAUCCUGAUGUGGACGUCCUUAAAAAUCGUGGUGAGAGUGUGUCACAUCUUAAAGAUGCUUUAUCACAAAACAAUGGUGGAAUUCCUAUGAUGAAACCUCAAGAAAAUUAUGAUGACAAUAGAAUUCAGUCAAAUAUUGAUAGAUUUCAACAAAAACCGGAAAUUCAAAAUGGUAGAGAAAAGCAAGCACCGAAAGGUGACCUUAGUGGACUUAUAUCUAAAGCGAAAGAGGGACUUGUUGUAAAACCUAAUGAACCUCCUAAACCUAAACCAACUUCUCCGGAAAUUGUUCUAACAGAAAGUGAUUUACAAUGGGACAAACUUAAGAAAAGAUUACACCGGCCAUUAAAAAUAAAAGACUUGGAUUUUACCGAUUUAUGUGACGAUGAAGAUAUAGACGUUUUUGCUCCAGUGCCAUUCGCUGGAGGGCCUCCUGGCAUUGGUGGAAUACCUCCUCCUCCACCACCCUUUGGUAUAGGUGGUCCCCCUCCAGCUCCUCCUCCCCCAGGAAUGGGAAUUCCUCCACCCCCAUCACUACCAGGAGGAAUUCCCCCACCACCACCAAUGUUUGGUGGAACACCACAAAAUACAUUAAAUUUGCCACCUGCACCUGGGUCAACAUUAAAAAAGAAAAAGAAGACAUUAAAACUUCAUUGGAAAGAGGUCAAACCAGAACAGCCACACCCUGUAACUAAGGGAGAAACUGUAUGGAAAGACCUCAUUGAUGUUAAAGUAGACCCUGAUAAACUGGAACACUUGUUUGAGACUCGAAUGAGUGAAAUUAAACAAAAGAAAGCUGAAGCUGCUGGUAAGAAAGAAAUCAAUGUCCUUGACCCCAAAAGAUCAAAUGCCAUCAACAUUGGUUUAACAGUUCUACCUCCACCAAGGACCAUCAAAGCUGGAAUUUUAAAGAUGGAUAACUCCAUUAUGAACAAAGAGGGUAUUGAGAAAAUCUUAACAUCUAUGAUUCCAACUGAAGAAGAAAAGGGGAAGAUUUUAGAAGCUCAGAUGGCUAAUCCAGAUAUCCCACUUGGAACAGCCGAACAGUUUCUCCUCACAUUGUCAUCUAUUAGUGAACUACAGGCUCGACUGUCUCUCUGGUUAUUUAAGUUAGAUUAUGAAGUUAUUGAAUCAGAAGUAGCUGAACCAUUGUCUGACCUGAAGAAAGGAAUAGAUGAAUUACGGAACAAUAAAACAUUUAAAUGUAUUUUAUCAGUUGUAUUAACCAUUGGAAACUUUUUAAAUGGAGCCUCAGCGCGAGGCUUCAGUAUCGAUUAUUUAACCAAAAUACCUGAAGUUAAAGACACUGUACAUAAACAUUCAUUACUUCAUCAUUUGUGUAGCAUCAUCAACGAACAAUUCCCAGACACGACAGAUUUAUAUUCAGAUAUAGGAACAUUAGCUAGAUGUUCACGGGUUGAUUGGGAUGAACUUGCCAAUAAACUGAACAGAUUAGAAUUAGAUUGUAAAGCCUCAUGGGAUCAUUUACGUGCAAUUGCUAAACAUGAUGGAAGCUCAAGUUCUAGUAUAAAGUCCAAAUUAUCAGAAUUUUUAGCAGAUGCUGCAGAAAGAAUUAUGAUAUUAAAAAUUGUACAUAGAAGAGUUUGUCACAGGUACACAAAGUUAUUAUUGUACAUGGGAUUACCUACACAUACAGCCAAAGAUCUCAAAGUUAAUGCUUUCUGUAAGAUUGUCAGUGAAUUUUCUCUGGAGUAUCGUACAACAAGGGAGAAAGUUAUACAGCAGUUACAGAAACGAGCCAAUCAGAGAGAGCGAAAGAAAACAAGAGGAAAAAUGAUUGUAGAUACUGAUAGAUUCUCUAUGACAAAUCCAAAGGAAACACACAAAGAUGAUGAACUACAGAAAAUAUUAUCUAAUGGUUAUGUUAGUUGUGAUGAUAGAGGCUUCCCUGGUCAGAAACACAGAAGUAGACGACCAUUGGACUCAAUGAGUAAUAAAAGUUCUCGUAGCUGUGUAACAACAGAUUCUGAAAUGUAUGAUACGGGUGAUGAUGAUUUAUUAGAGGCAUGUGUUCGUACCGCAACGGCAGCACCAACCAGAAGUGCUCCGAGGGAGAGGAAACGUGCCAAAAAUCACAGAAAAUCCUUGAGAAGGACACUGAAGGGAGGAUUAACAGCUGAAGAGUGGGAAACUGUGGCUUCGUAUUCAGAUGCUGUCUAAGGAACAGAGAUCCAGAUCGUGGUGGAGGAAGAGAAUGAAGCUAGCUCUGUCUCAUUGCUGUCAUGGCAACCUGAUGCAAUAUGUACACAAAUGACUACAUCAGUCUUUCAGAUAACAAUUUCAAUGUCCCCAUAUAAUCAUUCAUAGUCCAUAAUCCCAUGACAUAUAAUGUCCGCUCAUUUACAUAUUCAUGAGAUUAGUCUUUUGCAACUGCUGAAAAAUUUAAGUUAUGAAAUGCAAUUUUGUUGCUCUAUGGUAGUUUUAGAUAUUAAAGUUUGGAGUACUCUUUAUUUAGGGGAACAUGUGAUAUUAAUAUUGUAAGGAUUAAAUUUAUACCUUUUAUUCCCUACAAAAUAUAAGCAAAAGAUAUUUUGAGCUGGGUAUAUAUUAAAAUAUGAGAAAUUUAAGAGGAAAUGAAAAGAAGAGAAAAAGAGAAAUUGAAAAAAAAACCAAAAUGUUUCAUUGGUGCCCAUGAUAAAUCCAAACAGGAUUUUCCUGAGUUCACCAAUAUGUCUAUGGCAAGAACAUAGAACGUUAUCUACUAGUUCUUACUUUCAAUUGACAAACUUCUAAUCAAAUUGAUAAAAGAAGAUCAUAUGUUUCAAGUUUCUUUAAGGCUGGCACUUAAAAACAGAAACUGACAUAUAUAACAAAGUCAAAUUAUUCUAAAAAUGUGUGUUGAUGUUGUAACUUAUAAAUUGAACAUAAUGAUUAUUAACUUAUACAAAAAAAAAAUAUUUAGUGCUUUAAUUAUAGAAUGUACAGUUGCUGUAAAAAAUGUUAAGAAUUUUUAAUGUUAUAUUUUAUGUGUUCUGUUUGUAUGUACUCUUUUAAUACAAAUUUGGUUAUAUCUACUAAGAGUUAGGUGUGGUAAACGGCCAAAUGUAUAAGCUUAAUGUUCUUGUGUGGUCUAAACUGAUGGUUUCAAUGAAAUAGUCUGUUGGAAUAGGCCAUUCAAUCAAUAGCCCUUAUGAUAACCAACUGGUAGUAUGGUGAGGUCACUUCUGAAAGUUUAAAUGAAGAAGAAGAUUUGUCUGAUUAGACCAUUUGAUCAAACCACAAACAUAUGUCUUCCUAAUAGAAAUCUGUGAUAGUUAAAUGUUUGUUUGUUGUUUAGUAUUUUAAACAAAUUAUUUUUAGUGAGAUGAGAUUUAGGAAUUCUGUUUUUAUAAUGUUAAUAUCAUUUUGAAAAAAAAGGUUCUAAAAAUGUUACAGAAUUAAUUUUAUUUUAAUUUAUCAAAAUUAAUUGAUGAUUUAGAAGAAAAAUAUUAGCAGAUGACAUUUUUUCGCUUAUUUAAAAGAACAAAAUAUAAUAAAAAUAUGAAUACAAAAUAUGAAUAUUAAUCCUUGAAAAAUUAGUUAUAGAUGUAACUAAUAAUUUAUACAUAUAAAGAAAUGAGAUAUACUGUGGAUGAAGCAGAUUUCUUUAUUUAAAGAAUGAAUUUGAAAAAAGUUGGGCCAAAAUAUAGUUUUUGGUUAAAAUAAAGUUUGGAGAUAAAAAAAUAAUUUUAGAAUUCAAUUAAAAGUUUAUAUCUUGCCAGAAAAUGCAUCACCACCAUGGGAUUGGGAAUUAAUUUGUUUAUGGUGAUUUUGCAAUAUAUUGUGGAGUUGGUGUUUAAAACUAAAUGUUUUAAUUUUUUACUUGUUAGUUGUUUUUUAUUUGUCUCAUUUCCAUUCUGCACUGUUUUGUUUUUUACAUGUACAUUUUUGAGAACUUUUAAUUUAUUUUUGUUUGUUUUACAUAGAAACAUGCUUUCAGUAUUACUCAUGGGAGAUAACUCAUUUUUAGCAGGGAGGUAACUCUUUGUUAGAAGGAAAAUAACUCUGACAAUCCAUGGUCAACAGGGUUUUACGUAGAAUGUGUUCAAAUGUGUAUAAGAUUGGAAUAUGCAGGUUAUCUAAAUUGAAUUAAACUUUUGAAAUAAUAAUCUUUGAGGAUAUAGAGGUGAUUAAUUAACAAAUUUAUACUACACAAUAAGUUAAUUAUAAAUGAGAUACAAUGUAUUAUAAUUUGAAUAAUAAGCAUAUAUUUCAUAGUCUUUCAGUUUGAUGUAUAAAUCAUCAUUCGUUUUUAAGGAGGUAAAUCCAGAUACAAUCUGUUUACAUGGCAUUUAUAGAGUUGUCUCCACUUUGUCAUUAAAACCUAGUCAAGCCACAAUCCAUGACAUUUGUACAUUUAACAUAUCAUUUCUGACGGAGUGUAACAGUGUGGCUCUAUUUGCUAAAAAUCCUGCCAUAUUUUUGUGAAUUACUUCAUUUUUUUAUAACAAUAUGGAAAAUAGAAUAAACUUUUCUAUAGAA
Mytilus californianus (California mussel) is the source of this 9962-nucleotide messenger RNA. Its product is annotated as FH1/FH2 domain-containing protein 3-like. The record is from RefSeq and is a predicted model, not a curated record. The transcript has 27 exons. Bases 501 to 7661 code for a protein of 2386 amino acids. NCBI's taxonomy places the organism in Eukaryota, Metazoa, Mollusca, Bivalvia, Mytilida, Mytilidae. Gene Ontology annotation, cellular component: cytoplasm; cytoskeleton. Gene Ontology annotation, biological process: cortical actin cytoskeleton organization; actin filament network formation. Gene Ontology annotation, molecular function: actin filament binding.